Messenger RNA from Cyprinus carpio (common carp), 1123 nucleotides. RefSeq names its product eukaryotic translation initiation factor 4 gamma 1-like. NCBI's taxonomy places the organism in Eukaryota, Metazoa, Chordata, Actinopteri, Cypriniformes, Cyprinidae. Gene Ontology annotation, molecular function: mRNA binding; translation initiation factor activity; protein binding. The transcript has 4 exons. Gene Ontology annotation, cellular component: eukaryotic translation initiation factor 4F complex. The coding region runs from base 1 to 867 and encodes 288 amino acids. The record is from RefSeq and is a predicted model, not a curated record.
AUGCGCCGCAGGAAGGAGCCGUGGAAGAUCAAAGCGAGUGUUUCCCUCAAUGAAGAUUUUUUUUGUCCCACACUGAAUAAAGCGGAGAAGGCCUGGAAACCGUCAGUGAAGCGCAGUGACCGCACCGAUGAGGACAAGUCAGAGUUCUUGAAGACGCAGGAGCUGUACAAACGUGUGUGGAGAGUGUUGAAUCAACUGACGCCGCAGAUGUUCCAGCCGCUGAUGAAGCAGGUGAUGAAACUGACCAUCAACACAGAGGAGCGCCUGAAAGGAGUGAUCGACCUCAUCUAUGAGAAGGCCAUCUCUGAGCCCGACUCCUCUGAAGCCUGCGCCAACAUGUGCCGCUGCCUUAUGGGGCUGAAAGUUCCCACCACGGAGAAACCUGGAGAGACGUUGAAUUUCAGGAAGCUGCUGCUGAAUCGUUGUCAGAAAGAGUUUGAGAAGGAAAAAGAUGAUGAUACGUUUGAGAAGCAGAAGGAGCUGGAUGCUGCUACAGGGGAAGAGGAGAAGCAGAGGUUGAAGGAGGACCUUGAGGAUGCCAAAGAAAAAGCCCGCCGACGGUCUCUAGGCAACAUCAAGUUCAUUGGCGAGCUGUUCAAGCUGAGGAUGCUGACUGAAGCCAUCAUGCACGACUGCAUCGUCACACUGCUUAAGAGACACGACGAGGAGGAGAGUCUGGAGUGUGUCUGCUGCCUGCUCUCCAGCACCUGGAAACAUCUGGACCACGAGAAGGCCAAGCCCCGAAUGGAUCAAUAUAUAAACACGAUGGAGAAAAUUAUUAAGGAGCGGAAAACCUCUUCCAGAAUUUGCUUCAUGCUGCAGGACGUUCUUGAUUUACGACGGUUAAACCGUGGAAAUAGACUCUGAGUGUGUGAUUAUUUACUUCCUUAUUUCUUAUUCAUGGCAUUAUUGUGAACAGUUCAUUAAUGCACAUUAUUCUAAAAUAAAAUUUUUGGUGCUUUAAACUUUUAAUUAAAAUGAAAUAACUCGAAACUAAGGUAAAAUUUGGGAAUAUAAUGUUUUUUUUUUUUUAAUGUUUUUGAAUGAAGUCUCUUCUGCUCACCAUGUCUGCAUUUAUUUGAUCAAAAAUACAGUAAAAUUGUGAAAUAUUAUUAUAAUUUAA